CCUAACGGUUUUAGAAACUUUAACCUAUGCUGCAAUGUUGAGGCUGCCCAAGAGUUUAACCCAACCCAUGAAGAGAAAGUAGAACAAGCUGAGCUCAUCAUACUUGAACUUGGGUUAACAAGAUGUCGUGACAGCAUCGUGGGAGGGCCACUUAUGCGUGGUGUUUUGGGUGGGGUUGGAUGAGCCGACUUCAGGGCUAGACUCUACCACGGCUCUUCGGUUAAUGGCCACGUUGAAUGGGUUGGCUAGAGGAGGGAGGAGUGUGGUCACCACGAUCCAUCAGCCAUCAAGUAGGCUGUAUUGGAUGUUUGAUAAGGUUGUGGUAUUGUCUGAUGGCAGCCCAAUUUACUAUGGUUGUUCCGGUCAGGUUAUGGAGUAUCUUGCAUCCAUUGGGUAUGUGCCAGGGUUUCAUUUGAUGAACCCUGCUGAUUUUCUGCUUGAUCUUGCAAAUGGCAUCGUGACUAGCCCUACCGAAAAAAGGAUGGGCUUCUGGAGUGGCAACCUUAUUGUAGUGUGAAGUGUAGGAACAAAACCAAACCAAAGUUUAUGAAUCAUGUAGAUCCUAUACUUUCAAAUAGUGUUGUUGUUUUAACAAAAUAACCGCCAUCACCAUUCUAUCUGAGAGCCCUAACGUUGAAUGCCUUUCAACUGUUUCUGUGUGUACUAUUGCCGCUACAAGAUGGAGAAAAGUGUCGAAAUUGUGUAAGAGAGAGGAUUGGUCUUUCACAAGGGAUGCAACCCCUUAAAAAGCUAAAGUGUUGUUAAUGUAACAUGAGUUCUUUUAUUGC
Helianthus annuus (common sunflower) is the source of this 788-nucleotide messenger RNA. Its product is annotated as ABC transporter G family member 21-like. The record is from RefSeq and is a predicted model, not a curated record. Gene Ontology annotation, molecular function: ABC-type transporter activity. Bases 224 to 517 code for a protein of 97 amino acids. The transcript has 2 exons. NCBI's taxonomy places the organism in Eukaryota, Viridiplantae, Streptophyta, Magnoliopsida, Asterales, Asteraceae.